Molecule: messenger RNA, 2039 nt
Organism: Spea bombifrons (plains spadefoot toad)
Lineage: Eukaryota; Metazoa; Chordata; Amphibia; Anura; Pelobatidae
Gene: MLLT3
Product: MLLT3 super elongation complex subunit
Exons: 12
Coding region: 175-1917 (580 amino acids)
Biological process (GO): regulation of DNA-templated transcription
Cellular component (GO): super elongation complex
Source: RefSeq, a predicted model, not a curated record
GAUUUCAAUCAAGCACCUGCAGGAGGAAGUGGAUUAAGACCUGGAUCGCAACGAUUUGGAUCCCGAAUCAGCAAGGAGAAGGUGGAUCGCGAACAGCAGUGGCAGCGGCUCCAAGCUGGUUCUACACGAUCCCCGUAAUAAAGGCAGCCCGGCGGUGCAGGAGCUGCAGCUAGCAUGUGUGCUGUUCAAGUUAAGCUUGAGUUGGGUCAUCGGGCUCAGGUUAGAAAGAAGCCGACGCUCGAAGGAUUUACCCACGAUUGGAUGGUAUUCGUCCGAGGACCGGAGCACAGUAACAUUCAGCACUUUGUGGAGAAAGUUGUGUUUCACUUGCAUGAGAGCUUCCCAAGGCCCAAACGAGUCUGCAAAGAUCCACCGUACAAAGUAGAAGAGUCGGGAUAUGCUGGUUUUAUUUUGCCAAUAGAAGUCUACUUUAAAAAUAAGGAAGAGCCUAAGAAAGUCCGCUUUGACUACGACUUAUUUCUGCACCUUGAAGGUCAUCCACCUGUAAACCAUCUCCGUUGUGAAAAACUCACUUUUAACAAUCCCACAGAGGAGUUCAGGCGGAAAUUGCUAAAGGCCGGAGGGAUCAUGGUUAUGUCAGAGGGAUCAUCCUUCUCUUCGGGCACUAGCCUUCAUCUCCCCAGCCUUCCCAGCAACUCCUUAUCAUUCUCAGAUGCAAAGAAGUGCAAACCAUCUCAUGGAUCCAAGGACCCCAAUAAACUUGUUAGUAUUAACACUAGCAGUAACACCAGUAGCAGCAGUGUUGGCUUGUCAAAACCCCACAAGUCUUCAAAGGAGCACAAGGAAAAAUCAUCAAAGGACUCAAAAGAGCAUAGAAGUGCCUUCAAAGAACCUUCCAGGGAACAUACCAAAUCUUCCAAAGAUUCCUCCAAAAAACCCAAAGAAAACAAACCACUAAAAGAUGAAAAAAUUGUCCCUAAAAUGGUCUUUAAGGAACCUAAGCCCAUGUCUAAAGAGUCCAGGUGUGAGAACAAUAAUAUUCUUACGGUAUCGAGUGGACACCAGCAAGAGAAAAAACUGUCUAGCAAGAGACCACCACACAUAGACUCCGAGGAUCCGCUCUCCAGCAAAAAGAGGAAAAGCAGCUCAGACUCAUCACUUAAAGGUUUUUCUAAUUCUUCACUGCUGACACUAUCUUCUGAAAAAAAACCCCUAAAAGACAAAUCUCAACCUAAACCUGGAAAGGUAAAAGUUGAGAGUGAAGUCCUAGAUAAGAAGAAAGUUUCCUUACCCCCUUUUGAGGACAUUGUGGAUCCCAAUGACACAGAUAUAGAAGAUAACAUGUCGUCCAAAUCGGAGUCAGGUCAGCCAAGUCCUGCCAGUUCGAGCUCGAGCUCAAGUUCCAGCUUGGCACCACCUCAUAACCACAGACAAGGUUUCUUUAUGUCUUGUCCAGGCAGCCUUAGGUCCAUAAUGAAAGACUUGCAUUCUGAUGAGAAUGACGACGAAUCUGAUGAUGCAGAGGAUAACGAUUCUGAGAACGAGAGGACGAUCCAUAUGCAUGGAGGAAGCCGGGCUCGCAGGAUAAGCCUUAGCGAUGGAAGCAAUAGUGAAAGCAGUUCUGUUUCCUCGCCAUUACGAAAUGAUCCUCCGACGUUGCUGAAAACAAACAACAAUCAGAUACUGGAGGUAAAAAGUCCAAUCAAACAGAACAAGUCUGACAAGCAAAUAAAGAAUGGAGACUGUGAUAAGGCGUACUUAGAUGAAUUAGUUGAACUGCACAGACGAUUAAUGACUCUAAGGGAGAGACACGUACUUCAGCAGAUAGUAAACCUUAUAGAGGAAACUGGACAUUUCCAUAUCACAAAUACAACCUUUGACUUCGACUUAUGCUCUUUGGACAAAACUACAGUUCGUAAACUACAGAGUUAUCUGGAAACAUCUGGAGCAUCAUGAAGUUAUCACCUAUGCCUGCCUUGCUUGGACUCUUUGAGGACAGGAAACAUGCAACUUAACUGUUCAUGAUUGUUCAAAAUAAAAUGAUCAGAACCAAGUUCUCAAGAGAAGGAUAAUGAAAA